AUGGCGACACCCGAGCCCCUAGACCCAAGCACCCUAGAGAUUAAGACCCGUAGCAUAGAACAGACACUACUCCCACUAGUCAAGCAGAUCUCCACGUUAGUGUCGUACAAAGAACGUUCGCAAUGUUCGUGCAGAAGUUACCGUGCGGUCGACCGAAUCGGUCAAGCAGUGAAUCUGGCGGUCGAGAGGUUCGUCACUGUCGGCGAAACGAUCGCAGAUAACAAUCCGGAAAUUAAGGUCGACAUGUACCAUGCAUGUGAGGAGGCGAGAGUGUGCGGCUCGGCGAUCGAGAAAUUGUGCGAGUGUAUGAUGGAUGACAACCUAGCCGACAGGAGCGCGCUGAUCAAGGCAUCCAAAAGUCUUCUGGGUUGGAUAACGAGAGUCCUCCUCGUGGCCGACGUCGUCGUGGUCAAUCGACUCCUUAGCGCGAAGGACAAGGUGGCCAGCAUCCUUGACCGGUUGGAGGACGUCUCGAACUUCACCGAAUUCGUGAAAGCAUUUAGCCAGUUUGGGACAGAAAUGGUGGACCUGGCCCACCUGACAGGUGAUCGCCAAAUCGACCUGAUAGACGAGCGACGAAGGGCACAGAUGGCAGUGUGCCGGCAGAUUUUGGAAAGGAGCACCAUGAUGCUGUUAACAUCCAGCAAAACCUACCUGAGGCAUCCGGAAUGUCCGGCUGCCAAGGAGAAUCGGGACACUGUGUUCUGUCAGAUGAGAAGAGCCAUGGACAUGAUACACUUCAUUGUUAAAGACGGUGUGGUGUACCGCCACAUGAGGAAAUAUUUAAAGGAGACAACGGAACUGGAUUGGGAACGCAAGACAGCAUUGUUCUCAUUGCAACACUUCGAGGGACUCGUGGAAACAACGAGGAUGACCCUACUAGGACCGGAGAGCCGAAGUACCCUGCUAGACGCGUUCAAUAACGUCAUUGACAGGACACAGGAUUUCACUGACAGCGCGUACACCAGCCAUGAACACAGAGAAAACAUCCUUUUGCUGUGCGACCGAGUGCAGCUGGAGCUGAACUACCUGCUACGAGUCGGUAACACCACGCAAAGUUACGAAGGCGGAAGUGGUUCCCCAAGUGCUGAAAUGGAACAAGCUGUACAGGCAGUGUUCAAAGCCACCAAAGAACUCCGCCAGGUGCUCUGCACGACGGCGAUGGAGCAAAUGACGAAUCUUGGUCAGGUGACCAAAGCGGGCCUAGAACUUGUAUCCACGAUCAAGAAUCUCGCGUUGGCCAACGACAUCAAUAGCUUCGAGGAGAAGAAGUUCAAGGAGUACCUCGAUCACAUUGUCGAAGUGUGCAGAAUGAUCAGGCACGUUGCGCCGACGGAGACACUCUCAGUGUCAGCGAAGUUCACGGGAAUCCAUUUGGAGAUGUACGGACCCCAAGUGCUGACAGCUGCGCACACGUUGGCAAAGCACCCGACCAGUAAAAUCGCCAAAGAGAAUUUGGAAGUAUUCGCCGAUAUGUGGCAAUGGCUCAUGAACGACGUGACUUCCGCUGCGAAAGAUGUGCUCGAAUGGCAUCAGAAUCAACCAGAGAAGCAAGUAUACAUGUCCUUGCCACGGCCAGGCAAACAUGGCACCACCAGCAAACCGUUGAAACCGGCGAAACUGGACAGCGAGGAGCAAGCGAAGAUCGCGAAGGCAGGCCUCGAGAUGAAGCUGAUCACCUCGGAGAUGGACGCUGAGACGGACAGGUGGCAGGAGAGCGGCAGCGCGUUGGAGGAGAACAACGACAUCGCGAAACGGGCGAAGAACAUGUCCUCGAUGGCGUUGUCGAUGUACCAGUUCACGAAGGGCGAAGGCGAUCUGAAGACCACCCAAGAUCUGUUCACCCAAGCUGAGUAUUUCGCUGAGGAGGCGAACAGAUUGUACAAGGUUGUGAGACAAUUCAGCUAUCAGGUACCAGGGGGCCCGCACAAGACAGAACUCCUGACAGACCUCGACCGUGUGCCGAUGUACGUCCAGAUGAUACAGUUCGCCGUGAUGGACCCAACCGUCGGGAAAGCCGCCACCUUUAGGAAAGUCGAUAAAGUAAUCCACGAAACAAAGAAUCUAAUGUACGUGAUUUCGAAAGUGGUCACCGCAUGCUUCGACUGCGCCACAAAGCACAAUCUCACCAUGCCGCAGUACGUGGAGCUCAGUCCGUCGACGAUGCACGGCCUAAGCGAAGAGGAAUGCUUGUACCCAGUUAGCCCCCAAUUGCUACCAUCGACCAGUCCCUAUGUGCAGCCCCAUCCCUUGACCUCCGUCCAGUUGCACAACAUUUUAAGAACGCCCAGCCUGAAUUUCUCGUCCUUCAAUUACAACACCUUGCCGAUCACCACCAAUUCCGCAAUCAAUACCGGUCCACGUAACUCCGCUUCCUUCGUUCAUCCCUCUGUCCUACCCUACUCGUCUAGCAACAAUGCAACGUCCGGUUGCGGACCUCAGGCACCAAAUUGCCUGCAGAAUCUACAGCUACUCCAGCUGCAGCUGCAUCACGCACAGCUGCAGCACCUAAGACACGCCACUCUACCGAGAUAA
Molecule: messenger RNA, 2535 nt
Organism: Dufourea novaeangliae
Lineage: Eukaryota; Metazoa; Arthropoda; Insecta; Hymenoptera; Halictidae
Gene: alpha-Catr
Product: alpha-catulin
Exons: 11
Coding region: 1-2535 (844 amino acids)
Biological process (GO): Rho protein signal transduction; cell adhesion
Molecular function (GO): actin filament binding; cadherin binding
Source: RefSeq, a predicted model, not a curated record